Molecule: messenger RNA, 1632 nt
Organism: Sparassis crispa
Lineage: Eukaryota; Fungi; Basidiomycota; Agaricomycetes; Polyporales; Sparassidaceae
Exons: 8
Coding region: 1-1632 (543 amino acids)
Biological process (GO): protein neddylation
Cellular component (GO): cytoplasm
Molecular function (GO): NEDD8 activating enzyme activity
Source: RefSeq, a predicted model, not a curated record
AUGAGCACAAAGGAAUCGCAGACCAUCGAGCAGGCUACCUCUACUGUUGGCCACACCGCACUUCCUGUCGAAGGUCAACCAAACAGUAAGACCCGCCGCUAUGAUCGACAACUAAGGUUGUGGGCGGCUUCUGGUCAGUCUGCACUGGAGUCAUCUCGUAUUUUGGUCAUCUCUGCCUCCGCCACUUCCACCGCGAUUCUCAAAAACCUCGUCCUUCCUGGCGUCGGUCACUUUGCUCUCCUCGAUCCAGCCGUAGUAUCCCGCGCAGAUGCGGGUAACAAUUUCUUUUUGAACGGACCUGCUAGCAUCGGUCGUUCGCGCGCAGAGGAGGCCGUCACCCUUCUCCGGGAAUUGAAUGACAGCGUCUCCGCUGAGGCGAUUACAAAGGAUAUCAACAUGCUGCUGGCAACAGAUGAUGGCCGCGAUUGGGUCCGGAACUUUUCCCUCGUUAUCACACACAAUCUUCCAAAUGACACUUUGGACACCCUCUCGCGUCUGCUCUGGGACGAUCCCACUGGCCCACAGCUUAUCGCAGUGCGCUCUGCUGGCUUCCUUGCAGAAUUCUAUAUCCAGUUCCGCGAGCACUGCGUUUCUCAGCCGCAUACAGACGAGACCGCUCCAUCGCUACGCAUUACACGGCCAUUCCCUGCGCUCUUGCAAUGGGCGCGCGACCUUGACCUGUCUGCGCUUGACCCUACCACCCACGCGCAUAUUCCAUUUGUCGUUAUUCUUGUACACGCGGUGGACGCUUGGCGCGCAGAGCACGGCGGUGUGCUCCCCUCGACUUACGCGGAAAAGGAACACUUCAAGGAGACACUCCACGCGCGGAAGAUGAAGCUCGAUGAAGAGAACUUCGACGAGGCAGAAGCACAGGCGUACCGCGUUUGGGGUGAGCCCGCCGUACCGCCUGCAGUCGCCUCGCUCCUUGCUUCGGUGUCGACUACUUCUGCUGCGACGUCACCUUUGAACGUUGGCUUCCAUGCGCUCUUGGGAACACUCGAUGCGUUUGUAAAAGACCCGCGGGGGCCAGGAUGUCUUCCUCUGAGUUCGGCCCUCCCGGAUAUGAAGACAGACACAACGAGCUACGUGCGCCUGCAAAGCCUCUACCGCGACUGGGCGCGCAUAGAAAAGGCACGAUUCACGGAGAUCCUCAAGGAGAAGUUUCCCGAGAUCGCACCAGAUGUGGAUUCAGAGGAGCUUGAUACAUUCGUGAAAAACGCUCAUCAUAUACGAGUCCUCCGCGGACGUCGGUGGGGUACCUGGGACGAGGAGCGCAAGUUCACCUCUUCGCUUGAAAGUAGUCCUCGCGAGACUGCGACGCAUCUCUCGCUCGCUGCCCUAUCCACCCUUCUUUCCCAAGAUCCUGAUCCAUUGUCUGUCACAGCCGAGGGGCUGACCAAGGAGGUUCAGGCGCUCGUCGGCGCCGGCGUGGAUCUCCCAAAGGAGGUGGAGGAUGCAGUGGGCGAACUGGCCCGGGCACCGACUGCAGACCUGCCCAACACAGCGGCUUUCGUCGGUGGGCUAGUCGCACAGGAGGCCAUCAAGCUCAUCACGCGGCAAUACGUCCCGACCAACGGUUAUUGCGUCGUUGAUCUCGUCGACUCAUGGACCGGCGUCGUCGGGGCACCGUAG